Tetranychus urticae (two-spotted spider mite) is the source of this 1506-nucleotide messenger RNA. RefSeq names its product carbonic anhydrase-related protein 10-like. Lineage: Eukaryota; Metazoa; Arthropoda; Arachnida; Trombidiformes; Tetranychidae. Gene Ontology annotation, biological process: one-carbon metabolic process. Gene Ontology annotation, molecular function: zinc ion binding; carbonate dehydratase activity. The record is from RefSeq and is a predicted model, not a curated record.
AUAUUUCAACUGUGUAAACAUGAAAAGUUUGUCAUCAAUUUUAAUCCAGUUACCAUUAACUUUGUCCGGUUGGAUUGUUUUAGUGAACCACAUUUUAUCACCAUCAACCUACCUCGUAUCAUCAUCAUGGGAACAAUGGUGGACCUAUGAAGGCAUUUCAGGACCCAAUUUUUGGGGAAGACUUAAUCCUAAAUGGAGCUUAUGCAGUAAAGGUAGAAGACAAUCGCCCAUUGACAUUGACCCGGAAGCUUUACUUUUUGAUCCUUUUCUUUCACCUCUUCAGUUAAUUGGUGACCAUGUAAACGGAAACUUGAUCAACACGGGUCGAGGUAUAAUCUUCAAAGUAUCAGGAUUAAACAAAUCAGAAUCCAUUGAGUUAUCAUCAGCUUCAUUAUCUGGUUCAUCACCUUCCGUUAACUUGGCUAAUGGUCCAUUAACUUAUCGUUACACUUUGAACCAUUUUUCACUUCAUUAUGGUCGUAACAUUUCAAAAGGAUCAGAGCACACCAUUGGUGGUAUUCAGUUUCCCGGUGAGAUACAGUUUUAUGCCUACAAUUCAAUUCUCUAUGAUUCAUGGGAAGAGGCUUCACUUCGAGCUCACGGAGUUGUUGCUGUUUCCGUCCUUUUACAAAUAUCUCAUGACUCCAAGCAAGCCAAUAAUCAGUUGAGAAGGAUAACUCAUGCACUUAAAAAUAUCACAACUACAGGAAGUUCUCAGAAGAUGGAAUCUUUGUCAAUCAAAGAGAUUAUGCCUGAAGCCAUGAGAAGACAAUAUCUAACCUAUGAUGGUUCCCUGACUGAACCAGGUUGUUAUGAAACAGUCCAAUGGAUAAUAUUGAACAAACCAAUUUACAUGACAAGUCACCUUUUCCAUUCCCUGCGAAUGUCUUCCUCAACCGAUGAACCCAGCCACGGAGCUGACAACUAUCGUCCCAUCCAACGACUCAACUCACGGCCAAUAAGAACCAACAUUAACUUUGAAACUUCAUAUCAAAUCUCAUUAGAGGGACACGAUGAGAGGUUGUCUGAAAAAUUUGAUGGACCCGAGUAUGUAACUGAAUUUGGUAAAAAAAUGGAUCAAAAUGUGACAUCUAAAAGGAAAGGUUCAUGUUCCAUGAAAAGAUCUGUCACCUACAGAGCUAAUUCACCGAGAAUCAUUGAAACUUAGUGAUUAAAUCACAGGUUAAAGUGAUUAGUUUGGAAACCAAAAAGCAAAGUAACAAUGGAAUCAAAGAUAACUAUUUUUCAAUGGACUCUUGUUUUCACGUUUCAAAAGUAGUUUAAAUUGUUGCUCAAAAUUGUUUCUCAAAUUAUGGUUACAUGGAUUAACUGUCUUGGUUGCACUCAGAUAAUCAGCAAUUAUUUGUGAUAUUUAUUCAUACAAAUCAGUAAUUUAGACUCGCCUUUUUUCACUUCACUUAAAAUGUAAAUUCAAUUUUUCAUUUACUACAUUUGGUUCAGUUUUUACCUUAGAAAUUUUGUUCAGUCAACAUUUUUCUUCAUUGA